Molecule: messenger RNA, 3173 nt
Organism: Syngnathus acus (greater pipefish)
Lineage: Eukaryota; Metazoa; Chordata; Actinopteri; Syngnathiformes; Syngnathidae
Gene: wdtc1
Product: WD and tetratricopeptide repeats 1
Exons: 16
Coding region: 240-2237 (665 amino acids)
Biological process (GO): negative regulation of fatty acid biosynthetic process
Cellular component (GO): cytoplasm; Cul4-RING E3 ubiquitin ligase complex
Molecular function (GO): protein binding
Source: RefSeq, a predicted model, not a curated record
AAGCAGCGGAACUAAGUUGUGUUUAGUGAAACAGUGGGAGUUUGUUGCUUUGGGGUAAAAUGGUGUAAGGCUGUGAUUUAUGACGUGUUUUUUACGUCGACAUUUCUCGACAGUGGAAUUUUUGAAAGAGGGAGACCAGCGAUCUUGCAUACGCAGUCUAAACAUUCAAGAUCCAUAGACCACCUGUCAUCUGGGUGAGACCUGGAUCCUGCCCAACUUCAAAUAUUUCUGUUGAAGUCAUGAAUAACGUCAACAUCACCCGAGAUAUCUUGCAUAGGCAGAUCCAGGAAAAGAGAACAUCAGAGUUCCAAAGGUCCUUCCAUGUGACCGACCCCUUCAUCAAGAGACUUGGCCUGGAGGCCGAGCUUCAGGGCCACACGGGCUGUGUGAACUGUUUGGAAUGGAAUGAAAAUGGAGAUCUGCUGGCUUCGGGCUCGGAUGACCAACAUGCUAUUAUCUGGGAUCCCUUCAAACUCAAGAAGCUUACAACUAUGCACACAGGCCAUUCGGCAAAUAUAUUCUCUGUUAAGUUCCUCCCUCACUCCGGAGACAGAAUUUUGCUCACUGGUGCUGCGGACUCGAAGGUCCACGUGCAUGACCUGACGGUGAAGGAAACCAUCCAUAUGUUUUCGGAUCACACCAACAGGGUCAAACGCAUCGCCACAGCGCCCAUGUGGCCCAACACCUUCUGGAGCGCUGCAGAAGAUGGCAUCAUCAGACAAUACGACUUACGGGAGAGCGGAAAACACUCCCAGGUGCUGAUCGACCUAACAAAGUUGUGUAGUCAGCUGGUGGAGGCCAAAUGUUUGGCUAUCAAUCCACGCGACAACAAUUACAUGGCCGUAGGGGCCAACGGUCCCUACGUACGUCUCUAUGACAUUCGGAUGAUUCACAACAGUAGCAGAAAAUCUGUCAAUCAAUGGAAGUCAUCUGCUGUGCGCACGUUCCUCGAAAGUCAUAUGCCCGUCCCGGACACGGCUGUGCAGUAUUACGUCGCAGGUCACCUGCCAGUGAAAUUAAUGGACUAUUUUAACCGCUUGAGGGUCUUUGUGGUCACUUAUGUCACUUUCAGUCCAGAUGGAACUGAGUUACUUGUCAACAUGGGCGGAGAACAGGUGUAUUUGUUUGACUUAACACACAAACAAAAGCCAUACACAUUGCUGCUUCCACAAAAGUGCCAGUCAUCACCCGAUGUGCAAAUUGGAAAGACAACGAACGGCGUCUCCAAUGGAAUUCGUUUGCCUGCCAUCCAUAUUCCAUUCACCCAAAGCAAGAUGCAACUUAGCUCCUCUGAUCUUCCUCCACAUUUGGAAAAGAUUAAGCAACAAGCAAAUGAUGCAUUUGCACGGCAGCAUUGGACGCAGGCCAUCCAACUGUAUAGUUUGGGAAUUCAUCAUUCUGACUGCAACGCCGUGCUCUACGGAAACCGGGCCGCGGCUUACAUGAAGCGGAAAUGGGAUGGAGACCACUAUGACGCACUGAAGGACUGCCUGAAGGCACUGACUCUAAACCCGGAACAUCUGAAGGCUCAUUUCAGGCUCGCGCGUUGUCUCUUUGAGCUCAAGUAUAUGUCUGAAGCGCUGCAGUGCCUUGACGAUUUCAAAGGGAAGUUUCCAGACCAAGCGCACAGCAGUGCUUGCGACGCACUGGAUAAAGAUAUCAAGGCCUUCUUCACAGAGACGGAAUCAGGCGGCGCGAGCUCUUUCCGAUUGCAGUCUACGAAUCAAAUGGAGCCCAUCACUAUGGAUGAGUUUGUUUUUCGAGAGCAGAGCUUGGACUACAAACACAGAUAUUGUGGUCACUGCAACACCACCACAGAUAUUAAAGAAGCCAACUUCUUCGGAAGUAAAGGCCAGUACAUUGUCAGCGGCUCAGACGACGGCUCGUUCUUUAUCUGGGAAAAGGAGACGACAAACCUGGUGCGUAUCAUGCAAGGGGACGAGUCCAUAGUCAACUGUUUGCAGCCUCACCCCAGCUACUGCUUCCUGGCCUCCAGCGGUAUUGACCCCGUGGUCCGAUUAUGGAACCCCAGACCAGAGACGGAGAGUGAAAAUGGACGCGUGGUUGAAGACAUGGAAGGCGCAGCUCAGGCCAACCAGCGGCGAAUGAACGCCGAUCCGCUGGAGGUUAUGCUGCUCAAUAUGGGCUAUCGCAUCACAGGACUACGUGGCGUGGGCCCAGAUGAUUCUGACGACGAGAACAGCUCAGACGGACAAGCGCAAUGUAGACCGAGCUAAAAGGAGCUGAUGGCUCUUCUGUAGAACGGAAAGUAGUAAAGCAAAGCGCUGUGCCCGUUUCUGUUUGAGCCCUAAUUUGCUGGAGUUUCACGUCACAUCUCAACACUAUGCAUUGCCCUCAUUCUGCGAGGAGGGCUGGUGGAGAUCUCUGCAGGGGGUGCAAGUCAUAUACGCGUGGAGAGGCGCUUGAUACUUUAGACACCUCGCUACAUCACUUCCCCCGUUUUGUCACAAAGAUGGACAAGUUCAGCACGUCUGGCCCAGAUGUCAGCGAGGUGCCCUAUGACCUUUUUUCGGGUCAGCGUGACCCUGCGAGUGGCAGUGACCCUCUUGGGGUUCAUAUCAAAGUGCUUUGCUGCAUCUCUAGCAGUGUGCGCUCAUCUCAGCCUGUUUGGAGUCCUGACUUUACAGUCGGGGUUCGUGAAGCUUGCAAUUCAAUGUCACACUUCAUCUUAUGAACGCUGCAUGGUGCAAGGAUAUAUGGAUGAACUUUAUUUAGUUUACAAGUCUGGGAGAAUUUUUCCCUCUGCCAAAGUCCAUCAGUCCAAUGGCCAAGGAUUUGUGCUUGUUUAAUCCCGAAAGUGGGAGAUUUUCAUUCAACCAGAGACAGACUGGAAAAUAUCUGUUCAUUUUUCGUUUUUAUUCUUAAUUUCAAAUAGAACUUGGUGUGAAAAUAUUUUUUCUAAGUUAUACACAUACUAAAUUUUAAAAGAAAUAUACACCAAGUAUUCGAUGCUGUGUGUCGCUAGCACUCAUCCUUGGCUACUCGACACUUAGAUGUCGUAAACUGAAUAUAUGUUGAAGAAUGCAAAAGGAGGCUUCCGUGUGUUUUAUUUUGUUCACCGAUUUCUGUUGUUUUUCUUUGACGAAUCAUAAUGUUUGUUGAAAACUAAGAAACAAACUUUAAAUAAUAAAAUACCACAACACCUGCUUGUG